Spinacia oleracea (spinach) is the source of this 742-nucleotide messenger RNA. Its product is annotated as NAD(P)H-quinone oxidoreductase subunit O, chloroplastic. The record is from RefSeq and is a predicted model, not a curated record. Bases 97 to 555 code for a protein of 152 amino acids. Gene Ontology annotation, cellular component: plasma membrane. Gene Ontology annotation, molecular function: oxidoreductase activity, acting on NAD(P)H, quinone or similar compound as acceptor. The transcript is spliced from 6 exons. Lineage: Eukaryota; Viridiplantae; Streptophyta; Magnoliopsida; Caryophyllales; Amaranthaceae.
UUUCAUUUCUUAUCUGAAAUCUGAAAUCUGAAAUGUACAAGUACUAAGAAAAAAGAGUGAUUGAAAACUCUGUUCCUCUUUCACUCAUAGUCUCAUAUGGCUUUAUCCACAGCUCUCUCAAACCCACAAGCUUUAUCUUGCUUCUCUUCUUUCCCAAAGACCACUAAAAUCAUCCCUUUUCGACGUCAGUUAUGUGUUCGAGCUGAAGCUGAUAGUUCACAGAAACUCACAGAGACCAAAACUAAAGAAAGCACCAAUGACAAACCUCCCCCUAAAAAACCUCCAAAGCCUGUCUAUUCAAUGAAAAAAGGUCAGAUUGUAAGGGUGGAAAGGGAGAAGUACCUUGAUAGUGUCAAUUAUUUGUCAGUUGGACAUCCAAAGUACUACAAAGGGCUGGACUAUAUUUAUGAAGACCGUGGAGAGGUCUUGGAUUUACGUUUUUUUGAGACAGGAGAGUAUGCACUUGUUUCUUGGGUUGGAAUCCCAACAUCACCAGCUUGGCUUCCAACAGAUAUGCUUAUUAAGUCUGAUAAACUCAACUAUGAAAGGAUGUGAUUCAGAUGCUCAAGAAUUAUCACUUUGUUCGAGCUGAAGCUGAUAGUUCUUGAGCAAUCCCUUUUCUUCUGCAACUGCUUCAGGCACCAGCUGAUAGUUCUUCAUUUAUCAAUCUGUGUAGUUAACCUUUGACAAAUGAACUAUAUUACAGCAUCAAAAGGCUACAAAUUUCAAGUUAAAGAGUAAA